AUGUUUCAGCCUGGUCUCGUUCUGAUCCUUCUGGAUUUUGCACAAGCCCGAGUUAAAGAUGGAAUAGAUCACAUUUUAAACUUUUUAGUGAGAAUCGAGUUCUGCAGACUGGUCCAAGGGUCGUCGAGUUCUGCAGACUGGUCCAAGGGUCGUCGAGUUCUGCAGACUGGUCCAAGGGUCGUCGAGUUCUGCAGACUGGUCCAAGGGUCGUCGAGUUCUGCAGACUGGUCCAAGGGUUGUCGAGUUCUGCAGACUGGUCCAAGGGUCGUCGAGUUCUGCAGACUGGUCCAAGGGUCGUCGAGUUCUGCAGACUGGUCCAAGGGUUGUCGAGUUCUGCAGACUGGUCCAAGGGUCGUCGAGUUCUGCAGACUGGUCCAAGGGUACGGCCGCGCCUGCUCCGACAUCUGCCUCUGCACCAACAACGGCACGUGUAACCCCAUCGACGGGUCCUGCCAGUGCUUCCCGGGCUGGAUCGGAGACGACUGCUCUCAAGGCUUUCUUCCAUUUCUCCUCCGUCGUUGUUUCUCCACUAACUCCUUCCUCUCAUUCAUCAUCUUCAUCACCUCCGCCUGCCUCGUGUCUGCGGCUGAUCCUGUCCCUCUGGUCACUGGGGCCCUGACUGUACCUGUGUUUGUGUUUUUGGCCCCUGCAGCCUGUCCCUUAGGUCACUGGGGCCCCGAUUGCCUGAACUCCUGUAACUGUCACCACGGGGCCCAGUGCAGCGCGUAUGACGGGGAGUGCAGGUGCAGCGCGGGAUGGACGGGUCUCUACUGCACACAGCGAUGUCCGUCUGGGUUCCACGGUCGUGACUGCGCCGAGGUUUGCCGCUGCCAGAACGGGGCCGACUGCGACCACGUCUCCGGGCAGUGCACCUGCAGGACCGGCUUCAUCGGCAGCAGCUGCGAACAGAAGUGCCCAGCAGGGACCUUUGGCUCUGGGUGCCAGCAGCUCUGUGAGUGCCUGAACAAUGCCACCUGCGACUACGUGACCGGGACCUGUUACUGCAGCUCCGGCUACAAAGGAAUCCGCUGUGACCAAGCAGCUCUGAUGAUGGAGGAGCUGAACCCGUACACUAAGAUCAGUCCGGCUCGCAGCUCGGAGCGACAGUCCGCGGGCGCCGUGAUGGGCGUCAUCUUCCUCCUGCUCAUCGUCAUGGCGAUGCUCAGUCUGUUCGUGUGGUACCGACAGAGACAGAGAGACAAAGGCCAAGAGAUCCAGCCCAGUGUGUCCUACUCACAGGCCAUGCACAUGACCAACACUGACUACUCCCUCUCAGAAAGGUUAGCACUCAGCUCUCACAGUGAGAAGGUGUGGGUUCGAUUCCCAAGCAGGACGGGCAUUUGUUAG
Knipowitschia caucasica is the source of this 1347-nucleotide messenger RNA. NCBI's taxonomy places the organism in Eukaryota, Metazoa, Chordata, Actinopteri, Gobiiformes, Gobiidae. The record is from the annotation of a GenBank genome assembly.